Kogia breviceps (pygmy sperm whale) is the source of this 2324-nucleotide messenger RNA. It is a transcript of the gene ETF1, whose product is annotated as eukaryotic translation termination factor 1. Gene Ontology annotation, cellular component: translation release factor complex; cytosol. The record is from RefSeq and is a predicted model, not a curated record. Gene Ontology annotation, biological process: cytoplasmic translational termination. NCBI's taxonomy places the organism in Eukaryota, Metazoa, Chordata, Mammalia, Artiodactyla, Physeteridae. Gene Ontology annotation, molecular function: translation release factor activity, codon specific; sequence-specific mRNA binding.
CACAGGCCCCAUGUGAGCGGAUUGCAACACAUGCAGCUGCCUGGAAAGAGGGAGCCGGUGUCCUACGUCAGAGCCGCCGCCGCGGAGCCGCCGCCGGGGAGGAGCAGCCGCUGCCGCCCAGGACUGGGCCCUUAGGGAGGAGGAGGCGAGAAGAUGGCGGACGACCCCAGUGCUGCCGACAGGAACGUGGAGAUAUGGAAGAUCAAAAAGCUCAUUAAGAGCUUGGAGGCGGCCCGCGGCAAUGGCACAAGCAUGAUAUCAUUGAUCAUUCCUCCCAAAGACCAGAUUUCACGAGUGGCAAAAAUGUUAGCAGAUGAGUUUGGAACUGCAUCUAACAUUAAGUCACGAGUAAACCGCCUUUCAGUCCUGGGAGCCAUUACAUCUGUACAACAAAGACUCAAACUUUAUAACAAAGUACCUCCAAAUGGCCUGGUUGUUUACUGUGGUACAAUUGUAACAGAAGAAGGAAAAGAAAAGAAAGUCAACAUUGACUUUGAACCUUUCAAACCAAUUAAUACUUCAUUGUAUUUGUGUGACAACAAAUUCCAUACAGAGGCUCUUACAGCACUACUUUCAGAUGAUAGCAAGUUUGGCUUCAUUGUAAUAGAUGGUAGUGGUGCACUUUUUGGCACACUCCAAGGAAAUACAAGAGAAGUUCUACACAAAUUCACCGUGGAUCUCCCAAAGAAACAUGGUAGAGGAGGUCAGUCAGCCUUGCGUUUUGCCCGUUUAAGAAUGGAAAAGCGACAUAACUAUGUUCGGAAAGUAGCUGAGACUGCUGUGCAGCUGUUUAUUUCUGGGGACAAAGUGAAUGUGGCUGGUCUUGUUUUAGCUGGAUCAGCUGACUUUAAAACUGAACUAAGUCAAUCUGAUAUGUUUGAUCAGAGGUUGCAAUCAAAAGUUUUAAAAUUAGUUGAUAUAUCUUAUGGUGGUGAAAAUGGAUUCAACCAAGCUAUUGAGUUAUCUACUGAAGUCCUCUCCAACGUGAAGUUCAUUCAAGAGAAGAAGUUAAUAGGGCGAUACUUUGAUGAAAUCAGCCAGGACACGGGCAAGUACUGUUUUGGAGUUGAAGAUACACUAAAGGCUUUAGAAAUGGGAGCUGUAGAGAUUCUAAUAGUCUAUGAAAAUCUGGAUAUAAUGAGAUAUGUACUUCAUUGCCAAGGCACAGAAGAGGAGAAAAUUCUCUAUCUAACUCCAGAACAAGAGAAGGAUAAAUCUCAUUUUACAGACAAAGAGACAGGACAAGAACACGAGCUGAUUGAGAGCAUGCCCCUGCUGGAGUGGUUUGCUAACAACUAUAAAAAAUUUGGAGCUACUUUGGAAAUUGUCACAGAUAAGUCACAAGAAGGAUCCCAGUUUGUGAAAGGAUUUGGUGGAAUUGGAGGUAUCUUGCGGUACCGAGUAGAUUUCCAGGGAAUGGAAUACCAAGGAGGAGAUGAUGAAUUCUUUGACCUUGAUGACUACUAGGUAGUCGACAUGGGUCCGGCAAAACGUGCCUCACCCUCCAGCAUCCAACCCAAGGAGCAUACCCGUGGUGGAAUCCAAACAGAUCCCUGCCUUACAAUUGGAACAUUUCCAGAACUUAGUCCAUAAGCAUUGGAUAUUGAAAAGAAAACCGAAACAAAAACCAGACCCAACCCUACACUUUGGUUUGUCAUGGUGUCAGCGCAGCAGCCUACAACUAAGUUCCUAAAUGCCACUUUGGACUAAUUUAAAAAAGAAUCCCAGUUUUUACUUUUACUUGAUGGUGAAAUUGGUUGCUCUUGUAUUUUAUGGAAAAAAAAUGAUUUUUUUAACCUUCAUACAUAGAAGCAAAAUACUUUAACUGCUGUAAACCUUCAAAAGUUAAUAGAAAUGAGAUCAUACUGGUUUAUUUUGAUUGGAGAAAAAUUAAAUUGCUGCAUUUCGCAGUGACCCAUUUACAUGGCAUUCUCAGCUUAGACUGCAUAAGAAGAAAUAUAUGUGGUGAAAUGUUGGAACCAUUUCUCUCUUGGUCUCUGUUUAACGUUGAAAGGGUGAGCUAAUAGGAGGCAGUUUCAACUUCACUCCCUCACACUACCCCUCCCCUCCAGACUGUCAGUUUCAAGGAUGCAGAUUGCACUGCAAAGAUAAACUGACACAUGAAGCAUUUGGGCCAGUGCUCUGUUUCCUUCCAUCUGUUUUGUAGGUGCAUUUGUGCCCAGGGUUUGGGAGCCCUUAGCAUCAAUUGCUUUGACAAGGGUUUGCAUAAUCUUGCAUACUAGAAACCAGUUUGGGAUGGAUAUGAUGGGGCUUCUGUGCUAUUGCUGGGAUUGGGAGAAAUAAAACAUGCAAUUUAAGUGGAA